Messenger RNA from Megalops cyprinoides (Indo-Pacific tarpon), 4264 nucleotides. RefSeq names its product pumilio homolog 1-like. The coding region runs from base 165 to 3728 and encodes 1187 amino acids. Gene Ontology annotation, cellular component: cytoplasm; cytosol. Gene Ontology annotation, molecular function: mRNA 3'-UTR binding. NCBI's taxonomy places the organism in Eukaryota, Metazoa, Chordata, Actinopteri, Elopiformes, Megalopidae. The record is from RefSeq and is a predicted model, not a curated record. Gene Ontology annotation, biological process: regulation of mRNA stability; miRNA processing. The transcript has 22 exons.
CCUCUCCAUUCUGAGGCGCAUAGCCACUUAGUCUUUGCUCCCAUCAUGCUGCGCGGGUGCCAGCCCCUACCAAGCCGCCAUGUUGUCGGAGUGAAAGCUCUGGAGCCGGAGAGUUUUGGGGCUGAAAUCCGUUACCAUCCACCUACUCCGCCUGUGCUGGUGGAAUGAGCGUUGCCUGUGUGUUGAAGAGAAAAGCAGUGGUCUGGCAGGACUCUUUCAGCCCCCACCUCAAACAGCCCCCCCUCGAGACCAUCCAUUCCAGCAUGCCCGUGGUGCUGACGGCAGGAUCGGGAGCACCCCCCGCAGGGCAGACCCCCACCCAGGGCGGGGCUCACCUGGGCCAGGUGUCUGGGACAGGGGGUGCUGGCCGGUCCCAGGACGACGCCAUGGUGGACUACUUCUUCCAGAGACAACACGGCGAGCAGCCCGGCGGCAGCUACGGCAACAGCAAACAGCGCUGGCCCACUGGAGACAGCAUCCACUCCGACAACCAGGUGCGGUCAAUGGAUGAGCUGAACCAUGACUUCCAGGCGCUGGCACUGGAGGGGCGCGCCAUGGGAGAGCAGCUCCUCCCGGGGAGGAAGUUCUGGGACGCAGACGACUCCGGUAAGGACGGCCCGAAGGGGCUGUUCCUGGACCAGUGGAGAGAGAGCACCUGGGGAGCCUCAGACCACUCCGUGUCACAGCCCAUCAUGGUGCAGCGUCGGCCAGGCCAGGGUUUCCACGGCAGCAGCGAGGUGGGCUCGGUGCUGUCCCCGCGCUCGGAGAGCGGGGGGCUCGGCGUCAGCAUGGUGGAGUACGUGCUCAGCUCCUCCCCCGGAGAGAAACUGGACUCCUGUCUGCGCAAGGGAGCCUUUGGUUCUCGAGAUCCUGAGGUGGAUGAUGGAGAGAAGAGAGAGAAGAAGGCGAAAGCCUCGUUUGACUCAGACAAAUUGAAAGAGCUGAAGGAGGUGGAGAGUGAUGUCAUCGACAAACCCAACGGACUUCCUGUGCAGAACGGCAUUGAUGUGGACGUCAAAGACUUCAGCCGUACGCCAGGGAGCUGCCCUCCCACGGUGACGGAGGUAGACCUGCUGGGGGCCGGGCAGGGCCCCGCUGAUGGCCUGUCCCAGCUGAGCAGCAACGGGCCCAAGCCGGUGGAGGACUUCUCAGGGGUGGAGUCGCAGAGUGUGCCGCUCGACCACAUGGAGUCUGUGGGCCUGGAGCCACUGCAGUUCGACUACUCCGGCAACCAGGUGCCCAUGGACUCCGCUGCCACCGUGGGGCUGUUUGACUACAACUCCCAGCAGCAGCUCUUCCAGAGGCCCAGUGCCCUAGCGCUUCAGCAGCUCACCGCAGCACAGCAGCAGCAAUAUGCCCUGGCAGCAGCCCAGCAGCAGCACAUCGGUAUCGCCCCUGCCGCCUUUGUGCCAAACCCUUACAUCAUAAGUGCUGCCCCGCCCGGUACGGAUCCCUACACUGCAGGCCUGGCUGCUGCAGCCACUUUAGGUCCGGCAGUGGUACCCCAUCAGUACUAUGGGGUGACCCCUUGGGGCGUGUACCCUGCUAACCUCUUCCAACAGCAGGCAGCAGCUGCAGCCGCUGCCUCCAACUCAGCCAAUCAGCAGGCUGCAAACCAGAACCAGCAGAGCCAGCAGCAGGUGCUGCGUGCAGGGAGCAACCAGCGACCUCUGACCCCUAACCAGAGUCAGCAGGGGCAGCAGACAGAGCAGCUGGUUGCCGCAGCAGCUGUGAACUCAGCGCUAGCCUUUGGCCAAGGUCUGGCCGCUGGAGUGCCUGGCUACCCAGUUCUGGCUCCCGCUGCCUACUAUGACCAGACGGGGGCGCUGGUGGUUAACACAGGAGCGCGUAGUGGCCCCGUUCGACUGAUGGCCCCAGCCCCUGUCAUCAUCAGCCCCACUGCUGCUCAAGCAGCAGUGGCGGCGGCGGCGGCCUCGGCGAAUGGGCCGGCGGGAGGGAUGGGGGGAGGGGCCAGCGGGCCCUUCCGCGCCCUGGGCUCCCAGCAGCCCCCGGCCCAGCAGCAGCCUGGGAGCAGCCUGCCCUCCAGCUCCUUCUACGGCUCGGGGACCAUGCCACCCAGCUCCCAGAGCAGCUCCCUCUUCUCCCAGGGCUCCGCCCAGCACGCCAACACCUCCCUGGGCUUCAGCAGCACCUCCUCCCUGGGGGCCACGCUGGGGGCCGCCCUGGGUGGGUUCGGCACCGCAGGGGCCUUCCCCAGCCCCUCCCACCCUUCCAGCCAGCGCACAGUUGCGAACUCCAGCACGGGCGGUGGCUCUCGGCGAGACUCUCUGACAGGGGGUACUGAGCUGUACAAGCGCACACCUAGCAGCCUCACUCCUAUUGGACACGGCUUCUACAAUGGGCUGGGUUUCUCCUCCUCGCCUGGGCCUGUGGGCAUGCCCCUCCCCAACCAGCCCCCCAGCCACUCCCUGACUCCACCCCCCUCCCUCUCCACACACGGCUCCUCCUCCAGCCUCAAUCUGGGAGGCCUGACCAAUGGGAGCGGGCGCUACAUCUCAGCGGCGCCGGGGGCGGAGGCUAAAUUCCGCAGCGCGAGCAGCGGCUCCAGCCUCUUCAGCCCCAGCAGCCAGCUCUUCCCGUCGUCGCGGCUACGCUACGGCAUGUCCGACGUCAUGCCCUCGGGGCGGAGCCGGCUGCUUGAGGACUUCCGCAACAACCGCUACCCCAACCUGCAGCUGCGUGAGAUCGCCGGCCACAUCAUGGAGUUCUCCCAAGACCAGCAUGGCUCCAGGUUUAUUCAGCUGAAGCUGGAGCGGGCGACCCCAGCAGAGAGGCAGCUGGUGUUCAGCGAGAUCCUGCAGGCUGCGUACCAGCUCAUGGUGGAUGUGUUCGGGAACUACGUCAUCCAGAAGUUCUUUGAGUUCGGCAGUCUGGAUCAGAAGCUGGCGCUGGCUGAGCGGAUUCGGGGCCACGUCCUGUCUCUGGCGCUGCAGAUGUACGGCUGCAGGGUCAUCCAGAAGGCCCUGGAGUUCAUCCCCUCUGACCAGCAGGUCAUCAGUGAAAUGGUGCGGGAGUUAGAUGGACACGUUUUGAAAUGUGUGAAAGACCAGAACGGGAACCAUGUUGUGCAGAAGUGUAUCGAGUGCGUCCAGCCCCACGCUCUCCAGUUCAUCAUCGAUGCCUUCAAGGGCCAGGUGUUUGCUCUGUCCACCCACCCUUACGGCUGCCGUGUGAUCCAGCGCAUCCUGGAGCACUGCCUCCCAGAGCAGACGCUGUCCAUCCUGGAGGAGCUGCACCAGCACACCGAGCAACUGGUGCAGGACCAGUACGGUAACUACGUCAUUCAGCACGUGCUGGAGCACGGUCGCACCGAGGACAAGAGCAAGAUCGUGGCCGAGAUCCGAGGCAGCGUCCUGGGGCUCAGCCAGCACAAAUUCGCCAGUAACGUGGUGGAGAAGUGCGUGACGCACUCGUCACGGGCGGAGCGCGCCAUGCUGAUAGACGAGGUGUGCAGCCUCAACGACGGGCCCCACAGUGCCUUGUACACCAUGAUGAAGGACCAGUACGCCAACUACGUGGUGCAGAAGAUGAUCGACAUCGCCGAGCCCACACAGCGCAAGAUCGUCAUGCAUAAGAUCCGGCCCCACAUCGCCACCUUGCGCAAGUACACCUACGGCAAGCACAUCCUGGCCAAGCUGGAGAAGUACUACAUGAAGAACGGGGUGGACCUGGGCCCAAUCUGUGGCCCUCCAAACGGCAUUAUGUAAUGGCCCACCGCACACAGCUUCCGUUUCUACAGGCCCUGGCCCCCCUCCCCUUGCCUUUUUUCUAGCGACUUGGACUUCCUCUGAGGUCUUUACGAGAGCAGCCUUGUCAUCGUUUACCUUCUGUGACGACUUUGUUCAUGAUGCUUUACUCUAGUUUUCUUAGAGACUUUCAUUGCCUCCUGCGGUUUUUUCCCCUUUGUCUGUGUCCUGCUAUCUUUAGUGGUGGAGUGAUUCUCGCUGGUGAGUAGACGAUUGCGCAUAGGUGUGUGAGUAUGGGGGGGGGCACCUCCCCCCGGCGUGCUCCCUCGUGUGCCGCUGGCCUUGCGUCUUCAGGAGCGUGCCGCAGAGCAAAAGCCACAGGGUCAAAGUUCAGGCUCCGCAGCAGCCCGAGAAGCAAAGAAGCCGUUCUGUUUUGCUACUGCUCCUUCACAAACAAAUGAAGACUUCAGUUUCGUUAUGGUUUUAAUUUAAUUACUGAUGGAAUUUGUUCACUUAAUCAUUGAAUCCGGAGCUUUAAAGGCAACUUGCCUAGAGCU